AUGCGUGAGUAUGAGCAACUCGGUCACAUGAAGGAAGCUAACCAUGAUCCUUUGCGCGGUGAGCUAGUAUAUUAUAUUCCGCAUCAUUGUGUGCAUAAAAAGUUCCGCGUUGUUUUUAACGCUAGUUGCAAGACGGAAUCAGGGGUUUCUUUGAAGGAAAUUCAAAUGCUCGGAGAGAAAUUACAGCGUGAUCUCGCCGAAAUUAUAAUGAGGUUUAGGCGUCGCAGAAUUUGCAUCAGCUGUGAUGUAAAGAUGAUGUUUAGGCAGGUGCGCAUCAUUGAGAGCCAGUACGAUCUCCAACGGAUAUUUUGGCGCGAGAGUCCGAGGGAUAGAUUAAGAGAAUACUGCUUAACAGUAGUCACAUAUGGUAUGACGGCAUCAGCAUAUUUAGCCGUACGAUGUUUAAUACAGGCAGCUAGAGAGCAAAUGGAAUAUUUUCCAUCAGCAGCUAGAGCCAUAAUAGAUGAUUUCUACAUGGAUGACGGUAUCACAGGCGCCAGUAAUGAAGAUAAAGCAAUAAAAUUGGCUAAAGAGAUGAAGUUUGCGCUAGGCGGUGCGGGUAUGAAAUUGUGCAAGUGGAAGUCAAACAGUAAGGCGCUUGCAAGUGUUCUCCAGUCAGGGGAACCGAGUGCAUUAUUGCUAACAGAAGAUGAUAAUGCAUCUGUGCUUGGUUUACAAUGGAUGACUGACGAGGAUGAAUUCACGUUUGUCGUGAAGGUGCCAGUAGUGCCUGCGGUUAUUACUAAGCGAAUCAUCCUAAGCUGUGUUGCGCAAUUGUAUGACCCUAAUGGUUAUAUCACACCCGUUACAUUCAUUGGGAAGAUUAUAGUGCAAGAUUUAUAG
Messenger RNA from Rhagoletis pomonella (apple maggot), 843 nucleotides. RefSeq lists its product as uncharacterized. The record is from RefSeq and is a predicted model, not a curated record. Bases 1 to 843 code for a protein of 280 amino acids. Lineage: Eukaryota; Metazoa; Arthropoda; Insecta; Diptera; Tephritidae. The transcript has a single exon.